AACGUGAAAACGCACCAAUCAGCUUCAGGGGGCGGGUCUUAAUAAAAACAACAGAAUCGCUCCAUUUGCCGAAGAUUCUCCGCGGAAUGAGUUAUCAAUACGGACAGGGUUAUCCGGGACCGGGCGCUCCCCGACACCACCCGCCUCCAGGGGCACCGUAUGGAGGUGGUCCCGCUGUUGGACAGUAUGGUUCACCUUAUGGUGGUGCCCCUCCAGGUCAACAGUAUGGUGGAGGGGCUCCAUACGGGUCUUAUGGUCAGCCUGGUCCAAGAGGACCGUACGGUGGGGGCCAAGCUCCAGGUGGUCCUUACGGAGGCUAUGGACAACCUCAGGGAGGACCGUAUAGUCAGCAGGCACCUGCAGGUAACAUUCCACCCGGUGUGAACCCCGAGGCCUACCAGUGGUUUUCAUCUGUGGAUACAGAUCGUAGUGGCUACAUUAAUGCAAAAGAACUGAAGCAAGCACUCAUGAACUCCAACAACUCCUUAUUCAAUGACGAAACCUGCAUGAUGAUGCUCAAUAUGUUUGACAAAACCAAAACGGGACGUGUAGAUGUAUUUGGUUUCUCUGCGCUGUGGAUGUUUCUGCAGCAGUGGAGGGCGGUAUUCCAACAGUUCGACCGUGACCGAUCCGGAUCUAUUAACAGCAAUGAGAUGCACCAGGCAUUAUCUCAGAUGGGCUACAAUCUGAGUCCUCAGUUCAUUCAGGAGCUGGUGAACCGUUACUCAACCGCUCGUGGUGUGAACGGGGUUCUCCAGCUGGAUCGCUUCAUUCAGGUGUGCACGCAGCUUCAAAGCAUGACCCAAGCAUUUCGCGAGAAAGACACCGCCAUGACCGGCAACGUGAGGAUGAAUUACGAAGACUUCCUUUCUGGUGCCAUCAGCAGACUCAUGUGAAGGACUGCAUCAGGAAUCCAGAAGAUGAUCUGAGUCUGGAUGUACAGCAUGACAGUGCCUUUCAUUGCAGCUUACCCUGAUUUGACCAUUUAUCUGAAAACUAUGCUUAUCAAGCAUCGCCAGUUAGCCAAUUAAAGCACUCGCCGCAAAAGA
Messenger RNA from Puntigrus tetrazona (Sumatra barb), 1049 nucleotides. RefSeq names its product peflin. Gene Ontology annotation, molecular function: calcium ion binding. Gene Ontology annotation, biological process: COPII vesicle coat assembly. The coding region runs from base 87 to 896 and encodes 269 amino acids. The transcript has 5 exons. NCBI's taxonomy places the organism in Eukaryota, Metazoa, Chordata, Actinopteri, Cypriniformes, Cyprinidae. The record is from RefSeq and is a predicted model, not a curated record.